Mastomys coucha (southern multimammate mouse) is the source of this 529-nucleotide messenger RNA. Its product is annotated as histone H2A type 1-B/E-like. Gene Ontology annotation, cellular component: nucleosome. The transcript has a single exon. The record is from RefSeq and is a predicted model, not a curated record. The coding region runs from base 16 to 408 and encodes 130 amino acids. Gene Ontology annotation, molecular function: DNA binding; structural constituent of chromatin; protein heterodimerization activity. NCBI's taxonomy places the organism in Eukaryota, Metazoa, Chordata, Mammalia, Rodentia, Muridae.
UCCAAACUUUUAGUGAUGUCUGGGCGGGGCAAGCAGGGCGGCAAGGCUCGCGCCAAGGCCAAAACCCGCUCGUCCCGAGCCGGCCUGCAGUUUCCCGUGGGCCGCGUGCACCGGCUGCUCCGCAAGGGCAACUACUCGGAGCGCGUGGGCGCCGGCGCCCCGGUGUACCUGGCGGCCGUGCUGGAGUACCUGACGGCCGAGAUCCUGGAGCUGGCGGGCAACGCGGCCCGCGACAACAAGAAGACGCGCAUCAUCCCGCGCCAUCUGCAGCUGGCCAUCCGCAACGACGAGGAGCUCAACAAGCUGCUGGGCCGCGUCACCAUCGCGCAGGGCGGCGUCCUGCCCAACAUCCAGGCCGUGCUGCUGCCCAAGAAGACCGAGAGCCACCUCAAGGCCAAGGGGAAAUAGAUUCAACCCCAAGUCAGAGAUUCUAUUAUAAAGGUAUCUAAAGGCUCUUAUAAGAGCCAUCCACCUUUUCACAAGAUCAGCUCGUGAUGCAGCUAUGGUGUCCAGUUAUUUGUAGAAAAUA